This is a messenger RNA of Wallemia ichthyophaga EXF-994, 264 nucleotides long. RefSeq lists its product as uncharacterized. The coding region runs from base 1 to 264 and encodes 87 amino acids. The transcript has 5 exons. NCBI's taxonomy places the organism in Eukaryota, Fungi, Basidiomycota, Wallemiomycetes, Wallemiales, Wallemiaceae. The record is from RefSeq and is a predicted model, not a curated record.
AUGAGCCACAAUUUGGAACACAACAACCACAACAUUCUCGCUGAAGCUGACCAACUCGCAAAGGGACCACGCUUUGACAACAAUUCACUCACUCAACUUGAAUCACUCGCUAACGAAAGAGCUAAUUUAGUGCACAUGCACAGGAAGCUUGAUGAGAAUACUGAAGAGGAUGUCACUAGCGUCCACCUCUACGGUCAACGCGCUCGUGGUUUAUCAAUUGGGCACGAAUAUAUCCACCGUCAAUCCAUCUCAAAUGAUAACUAA